Messenger RNA from Penaeus vannamei (Pacific white shrimp), 1023 nucleotides. NCBI's taxonomy places the organism in Eukaryota, Metazoa, Arthropoda, Malacostraca, Decapoda, Penaeidae. The record is from RefSeq and is a predicted model, not a curated record.
AUGAAGUUUGUGGAGGCGCUGGCGGCGGCUUUGGAUGGCGGCCUUGGAGGCGCUGGUGGCGGCCUUGGAGGCGCUGGUGGCGGCCUUGGAGGCGCUGGCGGCGGCUUUGGAGGUGGAUGCCAGGAGGGACAAAUUCUGCACGUCGAUGGAACAUGCGUGACUCCUGUGAUUACCAGGAAGGUCUACUUAUACGAUGCUCCUGAGGUUCCAGAGGGGCCUUUUGGCCCACCCCCAAGCUUGCCACCUCCUCAAGUUGAACACAACAUCGUCUUCGUUCGUCUUCCCGAAGUUGCUCCUCCACCAGAGCCAGUCAUCAUCCCUCCACCGAAGCAGGAGAGCAUCGUUUACGUCCUCAAUAAGAAGGAAGAACAAGCUCAACAAGUCAUUGAAGUUGAAGCUCCUCCAGCAUCCAACCCUGAAGUUUACUUCGUCAACUACCAGGACGGAGAAAACCCAACUCUGCCAAUCGGUGUGGAUCUCGAGACUGCCCUUAGUGUUGCUAGCGCCGCUGGUGGCCAAGUUCUCGGAGGAGCUGGCGGUCUUGGUGGAGGAGCUGGAGGAGUCGGUCUUGGUGGAGGAGUUGGAGGAGUCGGUCUUGGUGGAGGAGCUGGAGGAGUUGGUCUUGGUGGAGGAGCUGGAGGAGUCGGUCUUGGUGGAGGAGCUGGAGGAGUUGGUCUUGGUGGAGGCGCUGGCGGUCUUGGCGGAGGAGCUGGAGGAGUCGGUCUUGGUGGAGGCGCCGGAGGAUUCAAUGGAGGAGCAGGAGGCUUCAAUGGAGGCGCCGGAGGCUUCAGUGGCGGCGCCGGAGGCUUCAAUGGCGGCGCCGGAGGCUUUGGAGGUAAUGGAGGAUUCGGUGGUGCCAGCGGUGGCACUCCCUCUGGUCUCUACACAGGACCAUAAGUUAUUUCAGUUCGACAUUGAAUCAUCAAUGAUUAGUAUUUUGUUGUUUAAUGGUUGGUUACACUCUGCAUUGCAGUUAUAUAAAGAUUGUUUAUACUGUGGGAUGUAUUCGGAAAUAAAAAAAAA